Messenger RNA from Phlebotomus argentipes, 1208 nucleotides. It is a transcript of the gene BckdhB, whose product is annotated as 2-oxoisovalerate dehydrogenase subunit beta, mitochondrial. Gene Ontology annotation, molecular function: catalytic activity. Bases 111 to 1208 code for a protein of 365 amino acids. NCBI's taxonomy places the organism in Eukaryota, Metazoa, Arthropoda, Insecta, Diptera, Psychodidae. Gene Ontology annotation, biological process: branched-chain amino acid catabolic process; response to nutrient. The transcript has 3 exons. The record is from RefSeq and is a predicted model, not a curated record.
ACCAUCGUGUAUUUUGAAGCUGGUAUUUUUCUGCACUUUUCACAACUUUCCACAGGAAAUCUUCUUCCAAAACUAUAAUAAUCUCUUUAUAGCCAAGCCAAAGAAUCAAAAUGCUCUCCCGCACACUGAACUCCUCCGGACGGUUGUGGGGCCUCUUGGGUGUCUCGACACGCUCCAGUUCCCACUUUGUCUACACCCCUGACACCAAGGCUCCGCCAGUGGAAGGCAGUAAGACAAAAAUGAAUAUGUUCACCGCCAUCAACAAUGCCUUGGAUCAGGCCAUGGAGAAGGACUCUUCAGCCCUGCUCUUUGGCGAGGAUGUGGCCUUUGGCGGAGUGUUCCGCUGCUCUAUGGGUCUGCAGAAGAAGUACGGUCGCGGGAGAGUGUUCAAUACGCCCCUCUGUGAGCAAGGAAUUGCCGGAUUUGCCAUUGGUGUCGCCAACGUCGGCGCCACAGCGAUUGCUGAACUCCAGUUCGCUGACUACAUGUUCCCUGCUUUCGAUCAGAUUGUCAACGAGGCAGCGAAGAAUCGCUACAGGAGUGGGAAUCUCUUCAACUGUGGCUCCUUGACCAUCAGAGCGCCAUGCGGAGCUGUUGGUCAUGGCGCUCUGUAUCACUCCCAGAGUCCUGAAGCAUACUUUGCUCACACUCCAGGACUGAAGAUUGUGGUGCCGAGAGGACCCAUCAAGGCUAAAGGCUUGCUGCUGGCCAGCAUAGCCGAUAAGGAUCCCUGCAUCGUGCUAGAGCCCAAAACACUCUACAGAGCAUCGGUAGAAGAGGUUCCGGAUGCAUAUUUCGAAUCACCCAUCGGAAAAGCGGACGUUCUGAGGACUGGCAGUGAUAUUACACUGAUCGGCUGGGGAACCCAAUUGCACGUGCUGACAGAGGUGGCAGAGAUGGCCAAGAAGCAAUUGGGAGUGAACUGCGAAGUGAUUGACUUGGUCUCCAUUCUGCCCUGGGACAAAGCAACAGUCUGCAAUUCCGUGAAGAAGACAGGCAGGGCGCUAAUCGCCCACGAGGCACCCCUCACAUGCGGCUUCGGGGCCGAGCUGGCGGCGACCAUUCAGGAGGAGUGCUUCCUACACUUGGAAGCGCCCAUCCAACGCGUCACGGGCUGGGACACACCAUUCCCGCACGUCUUCGAGCCCUUCUACAUCCCUGACAAGUUCCGCUGUCUCGACGCCAUCCGGAAGGCCAUCGAUUACUAG